CCCUGUCAAUAAUCCCGAAUCCAGACUCUCUCUAUUUCCAUCCCUCUCUAUCUGUCAAUCAGCGCCGCCUUUGAACUGAAAACCACUCCGACCAACUUCAACUCACUCAAUCCGAGCGGCUCGGCUUCUUCUCCGGCUUCCCCUUUUUUCCUGCCAAGAUUUUUCCCCCUUUUUUUUUUUUUAAAUAUACUUUUCAUACCAGCAGCCAGAGCUUUUGGAUAAGGGGAGACAAAUAGAAGAGAACCCCGCUUUUAAAACACUUAAACUCGGACUUCUCCAGAUCAAGGGUUUAAACUUUUUGCAGGUUUUUUUUUUUGCCCCUACGAAUCAAGUUGUUGGGUUUUUUUUUUUCGGGGGGAAAAAUGCCGCAGCUCAACGGCGGUGGAGGGGACGAUCUGGGUGCGAACGAUGAAAUGAUUUCCUUCAAAGACGAAGGGGAGCAGGAGGAGAAGAUUUCGGAGAACUCCUCGGCAGAAAGGGAUUUAGCAGAUGUCAAGUCCUCGCUCGUAAACGAGUCGGAAACCAACCAGAACAGCUCGUCGGAUUCCGAGGCGGAAAGACGGCCUCCGCCUAGAUCUGAAACUUUCAGAGACAAAACGCGAGAAAGUUUAGAAGAGGCUGCGAAAAGGCAAGAUGGAGGGCUGUUCAAGAGCCCACCGUACCCGGGCUACCCGUUUAUAAUGAUCCCCGAUCUCACAAGCCCCUACCUCCCCAACGGAUCACUUUCUCCGACAGCACGCACAUACCUACAGAUGAAAUGGCCCCUUCUAGAUGUUCAACCAGGAGGUCUUCAAAGUAGACAAGCACUUAAAGAUGCCAGGUCCCCGUCACCGGCACACAUCGUUGGGCCCUUCUGCUGGGAAUUCCCCGGACAGUCAGAUCUGAGCCUUCACCAAUUUCAUUUGUCUAAUAAGGUUCCAGUGGUACAGCACCCGCACCAUGUGCAUCCUCUCACACCUCUGAUCACCUACAGCAAUGAGCACUUCACACCAGGAAACCCACCACCUCACCUACAGACAGACGUGGAUCCCAAAACAGGAAUUCCACGACCUCCCCAUCCUCCAGACAUAUCUCCUUAUUACCCUUUGUCACCUGGCACUGUUGGCCAGAUUCCCCAUCCGCUAGGAUGGUUAGUACCACAGCAAGGUCAACCUGUUUAUCCAAUCACAACAGGGGGUUUUAGACACCCCUACCCAACUGCACUCACUGUCAACGCAUCCAUGUCAAGUCUUCUGUCCUCAAGGUUCCCCCCACACAUGGUGCCCCCCCACCACAGUUUGCACACCACGGGCAUCCCUCACCCAGCCAUCGUCACACCCAACGUCAAGCAGGAAUCCUCCCACAGCGACAUUAGCUCUCUCAACAGCUCGAAACAGUCAGAUGCUAAAAAGGAAGAGGAGAAAAAGAAGCAGGUCCACAUAAAGAAGCCUCUGAAUGCCUUCAUGCUCUACAUGAAGGAGAUGAGGGCCAAGGUGGUGGCUGAGUGCACACUGAAAGAAAGCGCCGCCAUCAACCAGAUCCUGGGGCGGAGGUGGCACGCCCUAUCGCGAGAGGAGCAGGCCAAGUACUACGAGCUGGCCAGGAAAGAACGACAGCUCCACAUGCAGCUGUACCCUGGCUGGUCAGCACGAGACAACUAUGCGGCUAACCAACAGGGGAAAAGGAAGAAGAGAAAAAGGGAAAAGCAGCAAGCAGAGAGCAAUGAACACAGAGAAUAUUUUCCAAACCCUUGCCUUUCACUCCCUCCGAUUACAGAUGCAAAUACCCCAAAGAAGUGUCGUGCCUUGUUCGGGCUUGACCAGCUGAGUUUAUGGUGCAAACCAUGCAGGAGAAAAAAAAAGUGCAUUCGCUACAUCCAAGGUGAAGGCAGCUGUGCCAGUCCUCCCUCUACGGACGGAAGCUUACUAGACUCCCCCCCAUCCUCCCCCUCCUCCGUCGCUCCCUCCCCCUCUCCAAAAGAGUCCAAACCUCAGACUGAACAAAUGCAACCUCUCUCACUGACUAUGAAACCGGCCCACCAGCCACUCCACCACCCUCACCUCCUGGUUGGGCCUCCAUCGUCAUCUUUGGUUCAGAUGGAAAACUCGGCCGGCAAAGCGCCCUGCGCCUCCUCCCACAACGGAUCUCUGGAGCACAGCGACGUCUCGUCCUCGCGGCAGCCGGUCUCCUCUGUGGUGUCCUCGAUGGCCCGGCAAUCGGCAUCGCUGUGUCAUUCCCACUCGCUCCUCCCCUCCACAGCCUCCCAGCCGCUGUCGCUAGUGACCAAGUCUAUAGAAUAGCCUCCAUUUUUCUUUUUUUUUUAGCUUUACACUCACCCUUCGAUGCUCUCUCUCUGCGAAAUCUCACUCGCCGUCAGUUUUCGUUCUCUUUAUGUUUCUGUGCCGUGAGGCUUCGAAAUUUUAGUUUUAUUAAAGUUCAUUGGUCAAUAUUUGACCCCUCGUUAUCAAAACGAAUCUAAUUAUAAUAAAGAAAUGAUACAAGGAGCUGUAGUAUAGCUUUGUGAAUCUGCCAAAAUUUUUAUGGAUUUUGUUUAGUCUUCUUUUGUAGUGCAACGGUGCAAACAAAGCAAAUGUAUCUAGUUCAACAUCAAAAUGUUUAAAAGACGGAUAUUUAAAAAAAAAAGGUAGAAUAUUCAGCGAGCCUUUUUUUUUCCCCCCUUGAAAGAGUUGGUUCUCCUUCUUUAUUUGUAUUAAAUACGAGCUUGCGAACCAAUCGUUCACCAUCCGUUCAGACUCUUGGAGGGCAUGAGGCUUGUGGCGACACCUCCGAGGAACAACUUUAAUUGUGAUGUUACUUGUUCUUGUUUAAAUGUACAGAAUAUUGGGGAGGGAGGGGAAUUAAUGUGUUAUAUAUGCAUUCUUCCACUGCGUUGUCUUUUUUUUGUUUGUUUUGUUUACCUUUGGGGCGGAGUCGGGCAAGUU
Nematolebias whitei (Rio pearlfish) is the source of this 2921-nucleotide messenger RNA. It is a transcript of the gene tcf7l2, whose product is annotated as transcription factor 7 like 2. The transcript is spliced from 15 exons. The record is from RefSeq and is a predicted model, not a curated record. Gene Ontology annotation, cellular component: beta-catenin-TCF complex; catenin-TCF7L2 complex. Gene Ontology annotation, biological process: regulation of transcription by RNA polymerase II; canonical Wnt signaling pathway. Bases 363 to 2279 code for a protein of 638 amino acids. Gene Ontology annotation, molecular function: DNA-binding transcription factor activity, RNA polymerase II-specific; RNA polymerase II cis-regulatory region sequence-specific DNA binding. Lineage: Eukaryota; Metazoa; Chordata; Actinopteri; Cyprinodontiformes; Rivulidae.